UAUGUUAUUUUCUUAAAAAGUAAUAUUAAUUUUUACAGUAAGUGGGAACAUCAUAAAUAGAGUUUUUACAUUAAUCAAAUCUCUCAAAUGUAUAUAUAAAUAUUCAUAUUUAGACAUUUCAAAACUAGUCUGGCUACUUGACCGAUUCAUAAUCGAAUCAAUUAUCCAUCUUUACUAGGUAACCACGAACUUAACCGGUUCGUAGUUGAAUCUGAUCUAAUUAUUUGGUUCUGAUCUAAUUAUUUGGUUCGGUCCGAUUUUAAAAACAUUGCCAAACGGCCCGCACAUAGUUUCAGCUACUGAAUAUAAAGUUGUUAAAAGGCCCAUUUUGCUUCAAUGGGCCUAAUAAACUAAUAGAGACCAGAAACCUAUAUAACAUAAGGUCGCGUCGUCUACUUUAGUUCUGCCGGAGCACGACCAGAGCAGAAACCUAUAUAAACAAGUGGCGGUUCCUUCCACUCGUGUUCUCUUCAACUUUGCGUUUUCACUGUAACUCGCUGUCAAGGGUUGGAAGCAAAGGGUAGAGGCUUACUGUGGACUUUGCUUUGAAGAUGACGACUUAUGGAGAUAGAGUGAAGUCGACAUCCAUUAACGGAGUUAAGUUAUACCAUGUUUCUUGUGCCCCCAAUGUUGCUACUUGGCUUAACCCUAAGAAGCAACGAGCUCUCCGCAAAAACCCACAUUAUAUGCAAAGAGUGGAGCUGAUUCAGGAUUUGAAGUUUGGGAAUGCAACUACUAGAAUCAAAGCUACUCCUGAUGGAGAGUAUCUGAUUGCUUCAGGUACAUAUCCAUCACAGGUCAAAGUUUAUGAGCUAGGGCAGCUUGGCUUGAAGUUUGAGAGACAUUUGGACUCUGCAAUAGUUGAUUUCGAGAUAUUGGACGAUGACUACUCAAAGCUUGCCUUCUUAUGUGCUGAUCGUUCUAUUAAUCUACACGCCAAAUACGGGAAACACCACAGUUUACGAAUCCCAAGGAUGGGGAGGGACUUGACAUAUGAUAACCAGUCCUGUGAUCUGCUUUGCGCUGCUUCUUCACCAGAUCUCUACAGAAUCAACUUGGAGCAGGGAAGAUUUCUAUCUCCUCUCAGCACUCAAUCCCCAGCGCUGAAUGUUGUUUCUAGAAGCAAUCUACAUGGACUAAUUGCUUGUGGUGGCGAGGAUGGUGCGGUCGAAUGUUUCGAUAUGAGAAUGAAAUCAUCUGCUGCUAGAAUCAAUGCGGUUACACAUGGUGGUGAUGCUGCUGCAGAGGUUACUGCUAUAGAGUUUGAUGACAGUGAAGGUCUUCAAGUAGCUGUCGGGAGUAGUGCCGGAAAGGUAUUCAUAUACGACUUGCGCACUUCAGCUCCCAUACAAAUGAAGGAUCACAUGUACGAGAGCCCAAUUUUGAGCAUUAAGUGGCAAAGAACUCUUAACACUCAAGAACCUAAGCUGAUUACUACUGACAAGCACAUUGUUAGAAUAUGGGAUCCGAAUACGGGAGAAGGGAUGACGAGCAUUCAACCGACAACACAUAUGUCUCUCAGCGGAGGAGAAAUAAACGACAUUUGUGUGUUCCCUGGAAGUGGUCUUAUGCUUCUUGCUUUAAACUCUAGCCUUAUCCCAUCUUACUUCAUACCUGAACUUGGUCCUGCUCCUAAAUGGUGUUCUCCUCUUGAAAACCUAACGGAAGAGAUGGAGGAAACUGGACAGACAACUAUUUACGAUAAUUACAAGUUUGUGACGAAGGAAGAGCUGGAGAAGUUGCAGCUGACUCCUUUGAUUGGCACAGAUCUUCUGAAAGCUCAAAUGCAUGGAUAUUUUAUGAAACACCAUCUAUACAAAGAUGCUUUGGCAGAGGUUGAACGUUUUGCUUAUGAUAAUUACAAAGAAAGCAAUAAGCAAAAGAAACUAGAAACGGAACGUAGCCAGAGAAUCACAAAGAAGAUAAAAUUGCCAAAGGUAAACCGUGAUCUAGCAGACACCAUACACAACGAGGAGGGUGCAGAAGAGGAUAAGAAGAGUGUUGAGGAGGCUGUAAAGAAAGUGUCGACGAAGAAGAAGAAACCUGGACUUAGUGGCGAGGAUUUCUCAUGUGGUCGGUUUGACAACAUGUUCCAUAAUCCGGACUUCCAAAUCGAUCCAGAAUCAUAUGAAUAUCGUGCCCUACACCCUGUUGCUUCUUCUUCUAAGAAGCAACCUUCUUUGUUAGAUGAACACUUUGAAGCUGUAUCAGAUGGUGAUGAUGAGAACAGCGAUUCUGAUGUAUCACGUGGUUCAGACGAUGGGAGGCCAAGCAAGAAAUGGAAAACUCCGAAGUUGUUUGUAGUGAAAAACGAGCGGCAUGCUGAAGCUUUCCACAACGGGAGAUCACUGGCUAAAGAAGACAGUCUUCCGAUGGGCGAGCGUGUUAAGGCUAUGGAGGACCAGCGUGGCAACUUUGGAGCCUCUAAAGAUGUUAAGUUCGGUCCUGGAGGUUCCCGGGAGAUAUCUUUCAACGCUGGACGCUCAUCCACAUACAAAGAAGAUAGAGAUGAUGAGGAUGGGGACGGGCAAAGAAGCAGGAGGAGAGGAGUUCAGUCUCUUGGACUGAAACAGGAUGUUGUUAGAGGCGGUUUCAGAAGUAGAGGAGGCGGUGGUUUCCGGGGUAGACGAGGAGGUGGACGUGGACGUGGUGGUUCCCGAGGAAGAGGCCGCCGAUGAUUAAUGUUGCUCUCCGAGGAUAUUUUAUACUAUUUUACGGGAAAAUGUUGGUCAAUUAAGGAAACUUUGAUUCAUAUUUUGCAAUUUUGGAACGUUUUUGACCUGUUCUUGAAAGAUUUUAGUCUGAUGUCUUAAUCAGAUUAACAUUAUUUGCUUGCUUGUGUAUAGUGCAUAUAUGGAAGCCCUUUUAGGCUGCAACUGGAUAUACAUUUUUUCGAAAAAAAUUAUGUGGAAUGAACCAUUCAUGAAAAUUCCACAGAAAAGUUACCAUUUGAGUUAAUGAAAAAAAAAUCUUUAUUCCAUCAAUUCUAAUAGAAUACAUGAAAAGGAAUGGAAUGAAGUUAAAAAUCAUUCAUAAACAAAAAGUCUCGUAAAUGGAUGGAAUAG
Messenger RNA from Brassica rapa (field mustard), 3065 nucleotides. Its product is annotated as nucleolar protein 10. Gene Ontology annotation, biological process: maturation of SSU-rRNA from tricistronic rRNA transcript (SSU-rRNA, 5.8S rRNA, LSU-rRNA). Gene Ontology annotation, molecular function: protein binding. The record is from RefSeq and is a predicted model, not a curated record. Gene Ontology annotation, cellular component: 90S preribosome; nucleolus; small-subunit processome. Lineage: Eukaryota; Viridiplantae; Streptophyta; Magnoliopsida; Brassicales; Brassicaceae.